AUUUUACUUGAAGCUGUUGAUUCCGCAUGCUUGGUUUAGAGCCAACUUGGAUGCUUAUUCGGUGCAAAAUUUGCAAGUUGGACAGCAUCUGGAUUCAACUUUCAUCCUAAGUCAAUACAACGACGUCGUUUGUAGAACGACACGAUUUCCUGUUUUCCGAUUAUACCCCCUUAAAACGACGUCAUUUCUGUUGUUCUCUGUCCCUCCGCCUGCGUAAUGAUCACCACCACUCUCCAUCUCUCGUUCCCGCAUCCUCCGUCUUUUCACUACCUGGCGUGCGGCGCGUGCUCCCACCGCCAACCUCUCUUCCUGUCCCAUCUCACCUUCCCGACCUUACAUAUCUCAAAAAACCCUCCACUUCAUCGGCUCCGAAGAUCAUCUCCGAUCGCCAUGUCCUCCGAUUCCGGACGAUCAAGCUCGCCGGCGAUCCAACCGCCGCCAAUGGAACUCAACGACGAGUCGGAUUUCGAAACCAUCGUCUCACCCGACGGCUACAUCUCCAUCUGUGGCUUCGGUUCCCUCCUUUCCGAGAGAAGCGCGAGGAGUACGUUUCCGGAACUGAUCAACUUCAGAGAGUCGCGGUUGAACGGCUUCCGGCGAGUGUAUGCUCACAUGGCUCCCAUUUUCUUCGAGCGUGGCAUUGCCAAGCCUGAGACCAAGGAGAUUGCGAGCUUGAGUGUAGAGCCAUUUGAAGGGGAAAGCCUUAUAGUAACAGUGUUUGAGAUUAAAAAAUCAGAGAUUCCAGCUUUUAUCAAAAGGGAGCCGGAAUUUCGAUUCCUAGCUGUUGUGCCUGAAUCACUUGAUGGGAAGCCAUAUGAUAACCGAGCGGUUCUUUGUGCUCGUUAUAGUGAUGAAGAAUUUUUCAGAGUUAGAUGCAAAGGAAGUAAGGAGAUGUAUUAUGAGCUAUUUGGACGAUAUAACAUUGAUAAGAUUUGGCGAGAUGACAUCUUACCUUGUCGCACUUACCUUCGGCAUUGUGUGUUAGCAGCAAAGAAUCUGAGCGAGGUAGCAUACAACAACUUCUUGGAUCAUACUUUUCUUGGAGACCGUAAAACGACUAUCCGCGAGUACUUGGCUACAACAGGUUCGGGCAUCAUGGAAGAAGAGCCUCCAGAAUCCCUCAAGACCCGUUAUGGCGGUUAAUAUUAAUUAAUCAGACGAGACCAUGUGUUUGCAAAGCCUUGUCUAAUGUUUCUGAACUUGAAACUGAUACAUCGAUUCUUCGAAAGCAGUAAUUUGUGUCAAUUCGUAUCUGAAAGAAGCAGAAGGGAUUUAAUGCUAAGCGUUUGCCUUGUGA
Pyrus x bretschneideri (Chinese white pear) is the source of this 1297-nucleotide messenger RNA. RefSeq lists its product as uncharacterized. The transcript has 8 exons. The record is from RefSeq and is a predicted model, not a curated record. Lineage: Eukaryota; Viridiplantae; Streptophyta; Magnoliopsida; Rosales; Rosaceae. Bases 217 to 1143 code for a protein of 308 amino acids.